Daucus carota subsp. sativus is the source of this 1642-nucleotide messenger RNA. RefSeq names its product UDP-D-xylose:L-fucose alpha-1,3-D-xylosyltransferase MGP4. NCBI's taxonomy places the organism in Eukaryota, Viridiplantae, Streptophyta, Magnoliopsida, Apiales, Apiaceae. Gene Ontology annotation, molecular function: UDP-xylosyltransferase activity. Gene Ontology annotation, cellular component: Golgi apparatus. The transcript is spliced from 4 exons. The record is from RefSeq and is a predicted model, not a curated record. Gene Ontology annotation, biological process: rhamnogalacturonan II biosynthetic process. The coding region runs from base 253 to 1332 and encodes 359 amino acids.
AACUUUUCUAAUUUCAUAUGAACCCAGGAUUUCUCACAGCCCAGCAUUCAUCUUUUCCAGCCCACGAAAUAUAUACACACACUAGCGCCAAAUUUCACUGCAGAAUUCACUUCACACAGCAUCAAGAUUCAAGAUCUCAUGUUACAGUUCCAGAUCCCACUUCUGUAUAUACACAAAACACAUUAACUUACAUAUAAAUCUUGUGUGAUUUCAUGUUUGGUUCUGAAUAUUCAUCAAUUUGAGAUUUCAAGAAUGUCUGCAUCUCUAUAUCAAAGACAACCCCCAAUCACACUCGCAGACCCAUAUCCAGAAUCACCCAAAUCAACCAUUAAUUCCCAAAAGCCCGGAUCUUUUUUGACCCGGAACACCCUCUUAGCUCUCUUUUCUCUCCUCAUAAUUCUUGGGUUUUUGUUCCCUUACAGUUCUACUUCAAUACCCUCUUCUUUGUUGUUCUCAAAUUCCAAGAUUUUUGAGUCCAAAUGGAGGGCUUACACGCUUUCUGAGGCUGUGGCUUUUGUGGGGACUAAUGGGACUGUGAUUGUUUGUGCUGUGAGUCAGCCUUACUUGCCUUUCUUGAAUAAUUGGUUGAUUAGUAUUGUUAAGCAGAAGCAUCAUGAGAAAGUGCUUGUUAUUGCUGAGGAUUAUUACACAUUGUUUAAGGUUAAUGAGAGAUGGCCUGGUCAUGCUGUGCUUGUUCCGCCCGCCCCGGAUGCUCAGGUUGCUCAUAAGUUUGGGUCUCAGGGCUUUUUUAAUUUUACAUCGCGGAGGCCUCGCCAUCUACUGCAGAUCUUGGAGCUUGGGUAUAAUGUCAUGUACAAUGAUGUUGAUAUGGUUUGGUUAGCAGAUCCAUUUCCUUACUUACAAGGAAAGCAUGAUGUAUACUUCAUGGAUGACAUGACUGCAGUGAAACCUCUGAACCACUCUAAUGCUUUGCCACCUCCAGGGAAAAAAGGAAGGCCCUAUAUUUGCAGCUGCAUGAUUUACAUGCGACCCACAAAGGGUGCAAAACUGGUUAUGAAAAAGUGGAUUGAAGAACUUCAGGAUCAGCCAUGGUCAAAAGCAAAGAAAGCUAAUGACCAACCAGGUUUUAACUGGGCUUUGCAAAAAACUGCAGAGCAGGUGGAUCUGUAUCUGCUCCCUCAGGCAGCAUUCCCAACAGGUGGAUUAUACUUCAAGAAUCGAACUUGGGUGAAAGAAACAAAGGGAAUGCAGGUUAUCAUUCACAAUAACUACAUUAUUGGGUUUGAAAAGAAAAUAAAGCGGUUCAAAGAAUAUGACCUAUGGUUGGUGGAUGAACAUGCCUCGGAGUCGCCCCUGGGCAAUAUAUCAUGAACUUGAGUACCCUGACCAGAAGUCAAGAACUCCAUGUAGUGGAAAACAUUACAACACUUAUCACUUACCCAUAUGACUGUCUCUAAUCAUGGUGCACUAACAAUGAAGUACAAAGAAGCACAUUGAGACACAAGUCAUGCUGAUUCAUUAGCGUACCUAUCCGUGAUCCAAAAUGAUAUGAUUUUGUUCAAGUGAGUGUAUAAAUACACAUUCCAUUAUUCAAUAUAAUUUGUUGUUUACAAAAUGUAAAAUGAUACAUGUUGCAACUAUAUCUACAACUUGCUAUGUGAUAUGAUAUUUUGUAUGUGCA